AUGCUUAAUUUCCAGCAGUCCCUCCAGCCAGCCAACUCGGGGAAAUUCUCCUUCGAAGAGAAGGCAUGGGGACCGAACUCCCAAAAUGACAAGUCUAUGCGGAAGUACACUUACGAAAACAACCAAUUACUGGAGGACAAUAAGCCCCUGAAGGCCACCAUUCACUGCUCCGAGAUGCCACGGGAGAUGGAGUGCUGGGCCGUGGAUUGUGCUGCUAUUGCACUAAUCAAUCGAGCAGACAUAAAAGAGGCCGCAGCCUACAUCAAAAAAGAAUUUGACAAACAAUUUGGACCAACCUGGCACUGUGUUGUAGGAUCCAACUUUGGAAGGUGA
Molecule: messenger RNA, 333 nt
Organism: Mesocestoides corti
Lineage: Eukaryota; Metazoa; Platyhelminthes; Cestoda; Cyclophyllidea; Mesocestoididae
Source: the annotation of a GenBank genome assembly